AUGCUGGCAAGGAGGGCAGUCGUUGGCGGCGGCGUCGUCGGCCUCGCCAUCGCCCGCCAGCUCUCCCUCCAGCCGGGCUCCUCCACCGUGCUCAUCGAGCGCCACCCGGCCGUCGGCACGGAGACCAGCUCGCGCAACAGCGAGGUCAUUCACGCCGGCAUCUACUACGGCCAUGACACCCUCAAGGCGACGCUGUGCCGCCGCGGCAAGGACCUGCUGUACGCCCUCUGCGACAGGCACGGCGUUGCCUACCGGAGGACGGGCAAGUGGCUCGUGGCGCAGAAUCCUGCGCAGAGAGAGGCCCUGGAGAGGAUCCACGCACUAUGCAAAGACGAGAUUGGGGUGCCUGUGAGGUGGGUGUCGCGCAAGGAGGUGGACGAGCGCGGCGAGGGCGUCAGGGCCGAGGCCGGCGCCCUGGAGAGCCCGACGACGGGCAUUAUCGACUCGCACGGCCUCAUGCUUUGCCUCAGGGGCCUCUUUGAAGAAGCUGGCGGCGUUGUCGCCUUGAACUCACCAGUGACGGACAUCCGACCUCUGUCUGGGGGAGCGUCUUCGCUGCCCGGCAGCGCGGGCUGGGAGGUUGACGUCUCGGACGGCCCUGGCGGCGACGUGUCCACCAUUACGGCCGAGACGCUUGUCAACACCGCUGGCCUCGGCGCCGUAGCCGUCCACAACAUGAUUGUGCCCCCUCCGCGGCACAGACGGCUCUACUACGCAAAGGGCAACUACUUCACCUACGCGGCCUCUCGCCCCAAGAUCUCCCGGCUGAUAUACCCGGCUCCUGAGCCCGGCGCCAGUGGUCUCGGGACUCACCUGACGCUUGACCUGGCCGGACGGAUCCGCUUCGGUCCGGACGUCGAGUGGGUGGACGAUCCGAACGACCUCACUGUGAAUGCCUCGCGGCUUCCGGAGGCUGUUGCCGAGAUUCAAAAGUACCUCCCGACUGUCGAUCCUGAAGCCCUGGUGCCGGAUUACGCUGGCAUGCGGCCUAAGCUUGCCCCCAAGGGAGCGGCGUCGGCAACGGACAAGAGCUUUCAGGACUUUUACAUCAAGAAGGAGGACGGAUACGAAGGAUGGGUCAAUCUCCUGGGUAUUGAGAGCCCUGGGUUGACAAGCAGUCUUGCCAUUGCCGAAAUGGUGCAACGGCUGUUAUAUGGCCAAGCGACCAGCUCAUAG
This is a messenger RNA of Trichoderma reesei QM6a, 1176 nucleotides long. RefSeq names its product dehydrogenase. Gene Ontology annotation, cellular component: mitochondrion. Gene Ontology annotation, molecular function: (S)-2-hydroxy-acid oxidase activity; (S)-2-hydroxyglutarate dehydrogenase activity. Lineage: Eukaryota; Fungi; Ascomycota; Sordariomycetes; Hypocreales; Hypocreaceae. The record is from RefSeq and is a predicted model, not a curated record. The coding region runs from base 1 to 1176 and encodes 391 amino acids. The transcript is spliced from 2 exons.